AUGGGAACACGUGCUCCGCCCCCCUGCCCCGCGCCCAACACUCAGCACAGCUGCGAGCCGGCGCUGUCGCAACUCAUCGAUGAUAUGCAACGCCUGUCCGAGGAUCAGGACAGCGCCGACUUGGUAUUUAUAUGCGGGCGCGAGGACGAACGCAUUUAUGCCCAUCGCCUGAUGCUGAUGGCCCGCUGCAAGAGCUUCAAGACCGCAAAACGUGGCGAGGUCUGCCGCAUUCCCGGUUGCACAGUCUCGCCGCCGGCAGCACCUGGCACGCCCACAUCCAUACGCCUACCACAUGUCAAUGCAGACCUGUUUCGCCAAUUCAUAUUGUAUGUCUAUACCGCAAAGCUCAUGCUGCAAGAUUCGCGCGUAUUUGAAAUGCUUACGCUGGCCCAGGACAUGGGAUUUGCUCAACUGCGUGCUGCUUGCGAAGAUCAUGUGAUCUCCACUUUAUCUGUGGACAAUGCUUGCACAUUUCUUAGCGCUGUUAUGGAAAUGCACGAAAAGGCCGGCGCCAAGUGCGCGGCCUCCUUCAUGGAACGCUGCAUCAUUUAUAUUGGCGAGAAUGCCGCCGAGUGCGUCAAGACAAAUGCCUUUCUAAGCCUAAGCAAGGAGGCGCUCAUCAAAAUCAUUUCCUCUGACUAUUUCUGCCUGGAGGAGGAGGAAGUCUGGCGCUGCGUUCUGACUUGGGCAAAGUACCAGGCGGGCGUCACACAACCGACCGCUCACUGGACUGAGGAGGAACGUGCCCGCGUGUGCCAGCACCUGAGCGGUGUGAUGGGUCAUGUGCGCCUGCUGCUCAUCGACAGUCAGGUGUUUGCCGAGGAGGUGGAGCCCACUGGCGCCGUGCCCAUGGAGCUGCUGCUUGAGCGCUAUCGCUAUGCUGCACUGCAUGCUAAUAAACUGGUGGAUAAUGACAAGCGACUGCAGCCACGGCUCACUGUCAACAUGUUCCCCGGCUCACAGAUUUUGCGUAACGACAAACUGGCGCUGCAGAGCGUUCUCAAUGGCUGGUAUGGUGUGCCCAAGCAAGGCUGGCGUCUGGUUUUUCGUGCGUCCACGCAUGGCUUUGUGUCCAGCGCUUUUCAUCGCUAUUGCGAUGGUGUGGCACCCUGCAUGGUCAUUGGCAUGGGUUCCCACGGCGAGAUCAGUGGCGGCUUCACAGACGUCGCCUGGGCCAAGACAAGUCGCAAGGGGGGUUACGUGCAUUCGGAGCGCGCCUUCCUUUUUAUGCUGACACCACCUAAUGGGGAGCAGCCUGUCAAGUUUGACAUUGUAAAGAAACCCUAUGCCAUCUGCUAUCAUCCAGACUGUGGCCCCAUUUUUGGCGCUGGCGCUGAUCUGCUCAUAUCCAGCAACUGCAACAUAAACAUGGACUCCUAUUCGAAUCUGCCGCACUCCUACGACGGACCCAAUGCCGCCCAACUGCCGCUCUUCGGAGACUAUAACUUCACGAUUAGUGACUACGAGGUCUACACGCUGGCAGCGUCAGGAAGUAGCCAAACGACGGCCAGCAAUGGAGCCGCGCCCAGCGUGCCCACAAAGACAAAAUAUGAUAGGUAUUAG
Molecule: messenger RNA, 1563 nt
Organism: Scaptodrosophila lebanonensis
Lineage: Eukaryota; Metazoa; Arthropoda; Insecta; Diptera; Drosophilidae
Exons: 6
Coding region: 1-1563 (520 amino acids)
Molecular function (GO): protein binding
Source: RefSeq, a predicted model, not a curated record